UUUUUUGUUCCUUUGAAGUUUAAAUAACCCUAGAAGAUUCAUUUUGUUCAUCGCCUUCUCUUUCGCUGUUAGCACUUCUCCUCAAUAACAAUGGCGUUUUGGGGUGUUGAGGUGAAACCUGAGAGGUCCUUCAUCCUCAGUGCUUCCAGUUCACGUGCAAGGCUUCACAUUUCUCAGGCAGCACUAGGGAUUGGGAAUUCAAGGGAGAAAAGCAUAGUCCAGUGUAAAGUAGGGGGCAAAAGUCCCAUCAUUUUGUGUGUGUUGUCUCCCGACAACGUUGAAUCUGCCCUGUUGAAUCUGGAAUUCGAAGAAGCUGUCCACGCAGUCUUCUCCGUCGUUGGAUCUCGAAGCGUGCAUCUAACUGGUUUUUAUCUCAAUGGGAAGAAGAAGAAGACUAAUUUCCCAGGGUCAGAGAAUUACGAAGAAGACUUAGGAGAUACGGAUACGGAAAGGUCUUCCAAGGGUGACGAUGAUUAUGACUACAAUGAUAGUUUUAUCAAUGACGCCGACCCUACAGCUCGCCCACUGCUUCCUCCAGUGUUUCCCUGGGAGAUGGAUGAGUGGGAGAAGAAACAGAAGUUAGUCGGAAAAUACAAGAGGAAACACAAUCUGGAGAUGUUGGUUCGUCAAAAAACGUCAGGAGGAAGCAAAUUCAUGGGUUGAUGUUCGGUUCGAGCGUCUGAGGAAAAAAAAGACUGGUGUUCCCAAUUAAGCUUUCCUUUUUGUUUCGUUGGGUUAAUGGUCGGUUGAGUUUGUGUUGGGUUAAUACUCUCAAGUUUGGUUGUUUCAGUGUUCUCUGUUUGGUCUUAUGAUUCGUUUGCUGAGCAUUACGAUUACGCCGUUCUCCGUUAUUGAUUUUCAGAAAAGAAUGAUGUUUAUGAGUUUUAA
Messenger RNA from Tarenaya hassleriana, 888 nucleotides. RefSeq names its product peptidyl-prolyl cis-trans isomerase FKBP43-like. The record is from RefSeq and is a predicted model, not a curated record. NCBI's taxonomy places the organism in Eukaryota, Viridiplantae, Streptophyta, Magnoliopsida, Brassicales, Cleomaceae. Bases 91 to 663 code for a protein of 190 amino acids. The transcript has 5 exons.